AUGUGGAAGCUGCCUCGCGAGAACCAGAGGGGACUGUUGGCAGCAUACCACAGCUUCUACACCUAUUGGGCGCGGUACGUGCUGUCGACUUUUCUUCCCAUGGCGAACACCAGCGGGCACAGCAAGAAGCUCACCAUGAACGCAGUCUUCUUCUUGGCGUAUUGUAUUGGCAAUAUUCUUGGGCCCCAAUGCUUCCGUGCCAGUAAAGCUCCAUCGUAUUCCAAGGGACAUGAAGGUCUUCCCGAGUGCCCGGUUGUGGCGAUUGCGUCUAUUGUUUCCUAUGGACUUCUUCGCCGAUGGGAGAACAGUUGUCGCGAUAAGGCAGAGCAGGAGAAUAUGAAGUUAUCGGGGGAUGCUGCGUACUCGGAUCUGACGGAUAAGAUGAGGCAGUCUUCCAGGUAUACUUAUUAG
Penicillium bovifimosum is the source of this 411-nucleotide messenger RNA. Its product is annotated as Major facilitator superfamily domain general substrate transporter. The transcript has a single exon. The coding region runs from base 1 to 411 and encodes 136 amino acids. NCBI's taxonomy places the organism in Eukaryota, Fungi, Ascomycota, Eurotiomycetes, Eurotiales, Aspergillaceae. The record is from RefSeq and is a predicted model, not a curated record.